UUACUAAAUACAUACACACAAAAUAGGUGUUAGGUGUGACUUUACACACACAUGCGUACACAAGUCCUCGUAUUGACAUAUAUGUAGACUGUGAAGAUAAAAGUGUUGGUAUGUGCGCGCGUGUUUUCUGUCGCUGGCCAGCCGUAUUCGUUCCGUCCCGUCAUGAGUCAGAGCACAGAGGAACCCAUGGCCGAGUGGUACGUUUCGUAAUUAAUUUCCCUCUCGAACGUUUGGUUAAACGCGAUGCGAUCUAUCGUUGAUCGUAGUUGUCGCACAACAACCCGGGUCACGGUUGUACGUCAAUACAAAUAACAAAUCAUCAGUCAGAGAAGAGUAUCACCGAGUUAUCGUUUAAUAAAAACCACGAGGAUGCCACUUAAACUCGUCAGGUUUAUCGUGUAUCGUCGUCCUCGCAAUUCAAUUAUUCGUCGUCAUGUUUAAUACACAAACAACAUAUAUAUCUUUGUUCAAAUUUACUUAAAUUAAUAUUUGGUAUUCGCUAAUCGGUACUCAGUUAUAAAUUUCAUUAUUUUUCAUAUUUAAUUCAAUACUAUUUUAAACAUACACAUAUAGCUUGAUAUCAAGGAGUUGAUUCGAUAAAUUUUUCACUGUAAAAUCACUUUAUUAUUAUAUGUAUUGAGUGUAACAAGAGUGAGACAGUUAGUGUUGUUGUCUAACGUAAGUUAUCAAGUCUUCGCGUUUUAAGUUUUUAAAAAAUUUAAGUUUCAUUUUUUUUUAUCACUACACCUCUUGCAGACUGAUAUUACUUCCCGGAUAUUCAAGGGUUUUUUAAGUAUUUCUGUGAUAAAUCUAAAAGAAGAACUCGAAUAAAUAGAUAAAAAAAUAGCCCAAGUAUAAUAAAUAGCAAGAAGUUGAAAAAGGUAAAAUAUUUACGAAUAAAAGUAAUAAUAAUAAUAAAAAAUGGAUCCUGGACGCAAUAGACCAAGUCGACCGCGGCUAAGGUCACAUGGAAAUCCCUCACGGGUUCUUGUCUUCGAUCAAGUUGAGUCUGAGGAUCAUAAAAAUAAUCCAAUGGAACCAGAGACUGCUCGGAGGUCACUGCCAGCGAAAGUUGAGAGCAAAGAGGCACCAGUUCGUGCUUCUGGCAGCGAAUUGUCUAACCUUGUGCGAAUGCGUAAUUCUGCUAUCGGUAAAUCUGCGCCAUCACUGUCAGUUCACAUGCGUGAAUUUAAUAUUCCAAGACGUGCGGCUAAAGCAGCUCAUCGUAAAUCCUUUAUCGCAACGACUUCACCCACUCUACCUCGAUGUCACUCACCAUUGUCUGCUUUUGUUCCUAUUGUGGGCAGUCCACUUGAGAGUCCACGCAUGUCAUCAAGUCCUCAUUUUGCAUUUGUUCCAAUCAAAAGAAUUGGCGGCGGAGCAGGAACUGCUGAUGGAAGACGUUGGUCUGUAGCAAGUCUACCUUCAAGUGGUUACGGAACAACUCCUGGUUCCAGCAACGUAUCGUCACAAUGUUCAAGUCAGGAACGUUUACACCAGUUGCCAAACAUUCCAACAAAGGAUGAAUUACGUAUGUUGUCUUGUCACUUCUCCAAGCCCGGGACUCCUUGUUCAUCGCAUCCAGGAUUCCCGGGCUCAAGUAUAUCUAGCAUUCCUGGUAGUAUAUCAUUUAGUCUUGAAGAAGAAGGCAGAAGGUCACCAUUACACCGUCCAAGAUCUCGCAGCUUAAGUAGUCCAAGUCGAUCGCCAGUUCUCGACAAUGAAAUCGUUAUGAUGAAUACGCUGUACAAAGAACGUUUUCCAAAGGCAACUCAACAGAUGGAAGAACGUCUUACAAAUUUCAUAAAUGAAAAUAAAGAAAUAGAUGAGUAUGAAAUAGUAUCACAUGUAGCACAAGACUCAUUACCAAUUAUAAGAUUUGUUCAUCAUCAAAUAAUUGAAAUGGCACGGGACUGUUUACAAAAGUCACAAGAGAAACUUAUAACUUCUCGUUAUUUUUAUGAAAUGACUGAGAGCCUUGAGCACUUGUUGAUGGAGACGAAGGAUAAAUCUUUAGAGGCAGCGACACAUUUAACUGGGUUAAUUAAGAAAUUAUUGUUGAUAAUUUCGCGGCCAGCACGGCUAUUAGAAUGCCUAGAAUUUGAUCCUGAAGAAUUUUAUCAUUUAUUAGAACAAGCUGAGGGUCAGGCAAAAAUAAAUAAUGGCAUCAAAGCGGACAUUCCUCAAUAUAUUAUUAGUAAAUUAUCGUUGAAUCGAGAUCCUAUAUCUGAUCUCCAAGAAGAUAUAAAUAAACUUGAAGAUUCGGCAAGUUUAAAUAGCAGUAAUUUAGAUUUAGCGUCAUCGAGUCCACACAAAGACGAUGACAAUAAAUCACAACGUGUGCCAUGUGAAAGUGACUACGAAGUUGUUAAAUUAAUAAGUAAUGGUGCUUAUGGUGCGGUAUAUUUAGUUAAAGAAAAAACAACACGCCAACGUUUUGCAUUAAAAAAAAUAAAUAAAAAUAAUUUAAUGCUACGUAAUCAAAUUGAUCAAGUGUUUGCUGAACGUGAUAUUAUGAGUUUUACAGAUAAUCCAUUUGUUGUAUCAAUGUACUGUAGCUUUGAGACUAAAAAACACUUAUGUUUAGUUAUGGAAUAUGUUGAGGGUGGUGACUGUGCUAGUUUAUUGAAAAAUAUUGGUCCUUUACCACCAGAUAUGGCACGUUUUUAUUUUGCUGAGACAGUGCUGGCUGUUGAAUAUUUACACAGCUACGGUAUUGUUCAUCGUGAUUUAAAACCUGACAAUUUAUUAAUAACAGCAUUGGGUCAUAUUAAACUAACUGAUUUUGGUCUCAGUAAAAUGGGUUUAAUGUCAUUGGCGACAAAUUUAUACGAGGGUUAUAUUGAUCGUGAUACACGACAAUUUUCAGACAAACAAGUAUUUGGUACACCUGAAUAUAUUGCACCUGAAGUUAUUUUACGUCAAGGAUACGGUAAACCCGUCGACUGGUGGUCUAUGGGAAUAAUUCUUUACGAAUUUUUAAUUGGUUGUGUUCCAUUUUUUGGCGAAACUCCAGAAGAGUUAUUUGCCCACACAGUAAACGAUGAUAUUGAGUGGCCAGAUGAAGAAGAUUGGCCAGUACAGCCAGAAGCUAAAGAUAUUAUUACAAAUUUAUUGCAACAAAAUGCACGUGAUCGAUUGGGUACAGGUGGUGCACAUGAAGUUAAAGAACAUUUAUAUUUUUUCGGUGUUAAUUGGAACACGUUAUUACGUCAGAAAGCUGAAUUCGUUCCUCAAUUAACAAACGAAGAAGAUACUAGUUAUUUUGACACACGCAUGGAUCGUUACAGUCAUGAUUUUGGUGAGGAUACUGAUGACACUGAUGAUUCACCGCUAUUCGGAAGUUUCUCUUCAUACUCACCUCAAUCACGUAAAAUAUCUCAGUCACGUCCGCCUGUUCUUGUAAACGAUAAUGAACUUGACUUUACCAAAAAACAACUUUUCCGCAAUGAACUUGAACGCAGUGUGUCACAAUUAUCACCAAGUUCUUCCUAUUCACCACCACUAAGAUUUAAUAUUGAUAAAGCUCCAUUGUCCUCAUUGACUAUUGAGAAAAAUCGUUUUUCUUUACCACCCACUGCCAAAAAUACUCAAGACACUAGUAAUGAAUCAAUAAAUAAAAGUUUGGAUAGUUCUAUUUCGUUAAAUAGUAGCCUGGCAUCAACUAUCAGUGGUAAUAGUAGUAAUAACAAUAGUAGUAGUAGCAGUGAAUCACGUAAUACUAUUAUUAAAAAACCAAUGACUGAUACAUUAAAUACUACGAAUACUACAAGUAUUAAUGUCAGUACACCAGAAUCAUCACAAACUGAAUCGGAUGACAUAAGCCCACAAAUACACAGAAGACGUCAUAUUCAUGCACGUGAUAGGCUGCCCAGGUUCAGUAUUUCCAUUGAUGGUGAUCAUAUGAUUGAUUUAGCAGCAGCUAAUAAAGAAAUAGCGGAAGAUAAACAUAAUUCAAGUACAGACUCAUUUGAAUCAUUAAACAUAACACCACUUCCGUUGGCAACGAAACAAAAAUCGCGUUCUGUUAUUAAAUCAGCAUCAACUAGUGGACUUUCUCUCGUUAUACCUACAAAUGAUUUUUCAUAUGAUCCAUCAGUUUGUCAGUCGAUAGAAUCUCCUGGUGGUUCAUCAACAGCUUCAUCUCGAGAUACAUCACCGUGUCGUGAAUUAAGUCCACUAGUUACGAGUUUAAAACCACCAAUAAUUAUCCGUCGCGGUCCAAAUGGUUUUGGUUUUACUGUUCAUACUAUUAGAGUUUUUUAUGGGGAUACUGAUUUUUAUACAAUGCAUCAUUUAGUUAUGGCUGUAGAUCAAUUAAGUCCUGCAUUUGAAGCUGGUUUAAGACCAGGUGAUUUGAUAACACAUAUCAAUGGUGAACCAAUACAAGGUCUAUAUCAUACCCAAGUGUUACAAUUGAUGCUCAGCGGUGGUGAUCAUGUAACACUUCGUAGCACACCCUUGGAGAAUACAAGUAUUAAGACUGGCGGCCGGAAACGUGAACUUGCACAAAGUAAAAUGGCACGUAGGACAUUGCACCGACAGCGUAAACAAAAACGUGAUCAUUCAGAUAAGAAAAGGAAGACGUCACUCUUCCGAAGAAUAAGCUCGAAACGUGCGAGUGUUGAAAUGCAGCAGCCAUUAACUAUCAGUUGCCCAUUGUCGGCACCCAUUCUACCAAGCGACAGCAAACCUCCACUUAUGAUGGCCGCAGGAAUAUGUUCUCCGUCCAUGGUAACACCGAGUCGUUCAUUUCAAUCGUUCACUCGGUCAUUACCACCACAACAAGAGUCCUCGGCAUAUUUUGCUGGGUUACCUAAGUCUGUAUGUACUCCGUCCCCACCGACGACAAACCGUCCCAGUGUUGAUUCAUAUCAUUCAACUGGUGGUAAUUCAAGCCCAUGUUCAAGUCCAAAUUCAUCAUCAUCACCUGGUUCAAGUACUUCUGUGGGUCCUGGUAUAAGUACAAUAGCUAAUCAAUCACCACAUUAUCAACGACCGAGUACACUUCAUGGUUUAAAACAUAAAUUACAUUCGGCUGCUAAAAAUAUACAUUCACCUAAUCGUAGAAAGUCUGUUGGUCACAUUCCAUUAUCGCCAUUGGCAAGGACACCGAGUCCUUCGCCAAUUCCUGCUAGUCCUACACGAAGUCCAAGCCCAUUGGCUUUUCCUACUGGACAUCAACCUGGUAGCUCUAAUACUACACAAUCAUAUAGUCCAGGAACUUCUUUAUCUACUCCAGCGAGUUCAAAAAAAAGUUACGGCCGUCCAAAGUCAGCAGAACCAGGUUCACCAUUACUACGUCGUGCAUUAAGUCCCGAUAGGCUGCAUCCACGUUCUGCUGAAAAUAAAACAUCUAUUUCUCCAUUGGCUAAUAGUGUUGUACGUGUUACACCUAGAGUAACAAUUGCUCAGACUUCUUACCCAGAAUCCAGUGAUGAUAAUAGUGAUACAUCUAAAGAUUUAAAUGAUAAAAAUGAUAUUAAAAAAUCUGUUGAUAAGUCUAAUGAGUAUUCAAAAAUAUCACACACAAUGCCAAUGUCUAUAAAUAUUCCUGGUGUUGGAUUAUCUAACUCGUGUGGUGGUACACAAUUACCCCGAAUUGCUGAAGAAAAAGACUCACCAACAGGAUCUAAGAGCGAUGAUUACUGUAAAGAUACAAGUAGCGAUUCAAUUACGUCGUCUAGUGGGGAAAAAAUUACUACUGGACUUGAUAAAAAUGAUGAAAGUAAAUUAAGUUCUAAUUCAGAAAGUAGUGCAUCAUCGGAUUCUGCUAAAACUGUUAUACCUUGUGUUAGUGAGGGCAAUAAAUCAUCAUUGUCAUCAAUGUCAUCACUGUCAUCAUCAACUUCGUCAAUAUCAACAACUUCUUCUACAUCGGUAUCUACUACAUCAGCUUCUUCGUCGGCAGCAAAUCAAUCAACUGAAUCUCGUAAUAAAAAUUUUAAUCCGACAACUUCUGCCACUACUGCUAGUAAUGAUUUUGAUGCAGCAACUCCUAAAAUAAUUGAAUGUAAGAUUUUUAAUAAAAGUAAAAUGGAAACAAGUCUAGAGACACGUAAAAUUUUAAAGAGAUACAAAGUUGAUAGCAUGGAUUCAUCAGCUUCGGGUAAAAAUGAAAAUAAUACAGCCGUCGAAGACAAAAAAAAUAAGUAAAUGUUUUUUUUUAUCAUUUUCAUCACUUUAUUAUUUAUUUUAUAUAUAACAAUUAAUACAGGAAUUGUAUUACGUACUUGAAAGCAUAAAAAUAGUGACAAUGGUGCUUUCUUGACAAAAAAAAAUUUUUAAAAAUUACCUUGAAUAAUUAACGUCUUUCUGAUUGUAAAUAAUUAAAAUGACAACUGAUUUGUAAAUAUAAAUAUAAAAAAAAGGAAUGAAAUGUUAUUUACUCGGCUUACGUCAAAUAUUUAAAUUAAUACAUCACAAUGCAUUCCUUUUUGAUUAUGUAAAUUAAAGAAUUAACAAAAAUAAAAAAUACACAAAGGGAAAGUUAAAUAAAAUAAAAUUUAAUUACUGGGAGAUAAGUUCAUACAAAUUAUAUAUAAUCGACUGAAGCAUCAUCAUUCGCAGUAUUUAAUCGAUCUCAUUUUCAUUGACAUUGAUCACUUUUUUUUUCUUUUCAUUUCAAUAGACUAGCACGUAUAAAUAAAAUGAAACAAACAUUUAGAAGGAUCUCUGGAGUAAUUUAGAGCUAAAAAUAUCAAACGAGAUUCUUUUUUUUUUUUUUUUCUUUUUUUUUUAAGACUUGAAUACAAAGUCGUUAACUUUUUUUUUUAAAUGUAAUAUUUAUGUUGACUUAAUUACCAUCAAGCUGCCAUUUAAUCGCCGAUAUUGAAUUUACAACAAAAAAAUAUAUAAUAAUUAUGGAAUUGACUUUCCGUAAGAUUUAAACGCAAAAGAAAAAAAAAUUCUUAAUAUGCACGUGCUACUUUUUUUUUUUAUAAAUUUUUGGUCACUUAUGUUGACAUUGAAAUAAAUGUUAGUAAAAAUAAACAAUCAAUAAUUAUGUAAUAGAUUGAUAAUAAUUAUCGUAUUGAUGUUAAAAAAAAAAUGAAUACAAUCGAAUAAAAUAUAUAGAUAAGUAUUGCUCACUAUCAAAGCUUAUAAAACUUAACAAUUAUCAAUAAAAAAUAUGUGACCUAUUUACGAACAAAUAAUUUAUUGGUAAAAACAUCGAAAUUAUUUAUUUAAGCAACAAAUAAUCAUUGUGACACGUCAUAUCUUUUGUAAAACAAUUUUAUUAUUGAUAAUUAUUUUUGAGCAAUCAUUUAUUAAUUUAAAUGUAUGUAAUGUGUGUUUUUAUCUCUAAUAUUUAAAUUAGAUAUUUUAAUAUAAUUUUUCUUAAUUUUAAAUUAAAUUAAUUAUUAAAAAUUGAGUUAAUGUUAACAAUUUAUUGAUAUUAAUUAUCGUUCAUUGUUUUGUCGCAAUUACAGUUACAAUUUUUUCUUAGCAAUUUGUUAUAAUGAUUGAUUUAUAAUUAUUAAGUAUUACUUAUUAAUGUUAUAUGUUGACAUUUAAAUUUGCGAUAAAAAAAGUUAACAAAAAGCAAAAAAAAAAAGGUUUAAAUAGUUAUUGCAAUUUAAAUUUAAAACGUUGUUUUUUUUCUUAAUUAUUAUGUUUGUCAACAUUACUUUUUAAAAUUGUCAAUUAUUAAAUUGUCAAAUUUGUUGUAAAUAAUUUUUUUGGUUCAUACCAAGGAGUGGUUUAAUGUUGUAUUUAACGUCAAUCAAAAAGAAUCGGUACAAGAUACAAGAAAAGAAUUAAAAAUAAUAAUAACGAUAACAAUAAUAAAAAUGAAAAGUGAAAGCUUAAGUAAGUAAGAAAAGUUUAAAAAAAGAACAAAGCAAAAUGUAUAUGCAUAAAUAAUUAUUUAAAUAAAAAGUUGAAUGUCUUAUUAUAAAUAAAAAAUUUUUUUGCUUGUGGUAGAUAUUUCGUGUUAUACUAAAUAAAUAAAAAUUAUCGUGUGUCUUUGUUGUAAAACAAUUAAAUUGUUGAUUAGAAUUAAAAGACUAGUUGUCUCCGUAUUCACUUAAGUCAUAUUUAAAUGCUGAUCAAAAAAGUAAUAAUAAUUUCACACAAUAGAGUAUAAAUCAAUAGUUUACAUCAAUUUAUUAAUUUUCCUAGUUUUUUUUUAUUCGUAUUUAGUAGAGCUGUGCUUUUUUUUAUAUCUAUUACUUUUUUUUUUAUUUAUAUUUAGGUUGUGAUACAUUAGAAUGUCAUUUAUUAUAAAUUAAAAUUAGGCAUUUUUUUUAUUAACAUAUUUCAAGUAUGCACUUACUUUAUUUCUUUUAAUCUUUUUUUAAUCCGAAAAUAUGUUUCUUAAUUUUAAUAACGGAUUAUUUUUACUUUUGUUGUCUACAACUUGAUAAAAAAAAAAAAAAUUAAAAUGCAAAACUACAGUUUGAUAUAAACUAUUUAAUAAAUAAUAAAAAUGAUAAUGGAGCGCAAUGAUUGAAACGUUUAAAUUAAUCAGGUAAAAAAAAGCUUAUAGUCGAUAACUAAUGAUCGAUUUUGAUCAAUAAUAGGUCGGAUCUUUUUUUAUUGACUAUAAGAAAAUAAUAAAUACGAUUUAUGAUAAAUCAAGUGGAGUAUGUUUUGCUUAAUUAGCAAUAAAACGUGAGAUAAAAAUGUCGAAUUUAAAUAAAUAUAUAAAUAUAUAUAAUAUGUGAAUGUCAAAAUUCGUAAUUGUAUCGAUAAUUGGAAAAUUAUUAUUUUUAAAUUGAUAUAUUAGAUAUAUAUGAAUAUACUUGAUAUACCAGAUUUUUAAAUCUGAUUAUUGUGUAUCCUCUUUUAUCUAUUAUAUUAGAUC
Microplitis demolitor is the source of this 8809-nucleotide messenger RNA. RefSeq names its product microtubule-associated serine/threonine-protein kinase 3 (gene dop). Bases 922 to 6156 code for a protein of 1744 amino acids. The record is from RefSeq and is a predicted model, not a curated record. Gene Ontology annotation, molecular function: magnesium ion binding; ATP binding; protein binding. The transcript has 17 exons. Gene Ontology annotation, biological process: peptidyl-serine phosphorylation; intracellular signal transduction. NCBI's taxonomy places the organism in Eukaryota, Metazoa, Arthropoda, Insecta, Hymenoptera, Braconidae.